Molecule: messenger RNA, 1628 nt
Organism: Punica granatum (pomegranate)
Lineage: Eukaryota; Viridiplantae; Streptophyta; Magnoliopsida; Myrtales; Lythraceae
Source: RefSeq, a predicted model, not a curated record
ACGCCUUCGCAUUCUUUUCUUUCUCGUCAAGACAGAGGCAGACCGCAUUUCUCUUCUUCUUCUUCUUCUUCUUCGAAAAUCCGCGCUGUUUGAAACUGUGACAAAGCUUCUUCGCUCUAGCAACCGAAGCAGCAUCAAUGGCGGCUCUGCAGUACCUGGAGUCGCUCCGGAGCUCGAAUCCGGAGAUGGCGGAAUGGUACAGCGCUAUGGGGGAUCUCUACCAGAAGAAGCUCUGGCACCAGCUCUCCCUCAAGCUCGAGCAGUUCGUCGCUCAGGCCGUUUCCCAGGCUGGUGAUUUAUUGAUACAGUUGUACCAUAAUUUCAUUACGGACUUUGAAACCAAAAUUAAUCUCCUCAAGCUGGCCCAGUUUGCUGUGGUAGUUUCCCGACAAUAUUCGGAGAAAAAAGCUGCAGUUACUUAUCUUGAAGGAGUCAUUGAGAAGCUUCUCUCUACCAAAGAACAGCGCAUAGAGGAACCUAUCCUCUGUAUUAAGAUGCAGAUCGCUAUGUUCAAACUUGAUGAGGAUCGAAAGGAAUGCAAAAAGCUAUUGGAAGAAGGAAAGAGUACCCUUGACAGUAUGACAGACAUUGAUCCCUCAGUUUAUGCAAGCUACUACUGGGUUUCAUCUCAGUAUCAUAAAGUACACAAGGAGUAUGCUGAGUUUUAUAGAAAUGCUCUUCUCUAUUUAGCAUACACUUCAGUGGAGUCCUUGUCAGAUUCAUUUAAGCAGGAUCUGGCAUUUGAUUUGUCCCUUUCUGCGUUGCUUGGAGACAACAUUUACAACUUUGGCGAACUGCUGGCGCAUCCUAUUAUUGAGAGUCUGCUGGGGACAAAGGUUGAGUGGAUGUACCACAUUCUUCAGGCCUUCAAUGCUGGUGAUUCAGUUCGUUACCAAGAACUAUGUCAUAUACAUAAUGCUGCUCUUAAUGCGCAACCUGGUUUGGUCGAGAAUGAGAAGCAGCUCUUAGAAAAGAUCAACAUUCUCUGCCUCAUGGAAAUAAUAUUCAGCCGUCCAUCUGAAGAUCGGACAAUUCCAUUAGAUGUCAUUGCACAACGCGCCAAACUUUCUAUUAAGGAUGUUGAGCAUCUACUCAUGAAGAGCCUUUCUGUUCAUCUGAUUGAGGGCAUAAUCGAUCAAGUAGAUGGAACAGUACAUGUCUCUUGGGUACAACCUAGAGUUUUGGGGAUUCCACAGAUCAAAUCCUUGCGUGAUCGACUCGACAACUGGGCAGACAAAGUGCACACGGCCUUGUUGUCCAUUGAAUCAGAAACCCCCGACCUUGUUGCAGUAUGAACUCAAAAUCAGCUUCUCUCUUGAUGGGAAUGAUUUCGUGAUGGUAACGGAACAAGGAAGUGCACUAGAGGCACAGAAGCAUAUAUAGGAGACUGUUAUCGAGCGAAUGAGCAGUUUCUUAUCAUUCUCUUGAAUCAUUUGUGGCUUUUAUUUAGAAGCGCCAGCUUGUAAUUCUCACUCUUGUCGACUUUUGGUUCAUUGAAGAUCGAAACAGUGAUAUAGUUCAGGACUCGUCAGUCAGUUUGGCUCGACUGAAAGCAAUCAGAUCAGCACGUAUUGAAUCCUGUUUUCCCGGUGGAAAAUCUCAUCUAUUGAAGUGGAUUUUACUGCCUU